Messenger RNA from Aspergillus brunneoviolaceus CBS 621.78, 1020 nucleotides. RefSeq lists its product as uncharacterized. NCBI's taxonomy places the organism in Eukaryota, Fungi, Ascomycota, Eurotiomycetes, Eurotiales, Aspergillaceae. Bases 356 to 853 code for a protein of 165 amino acids. The record is from RefSeq and is a predicted model, not a curated record. The transcript has a single exon.
CGGAGGCUACCUACCGAGUCUACUUGACCUGGCGAGAAACAUGCCACGAUCGAAACACUUGUCCAUCCAACGAUCCAGGCUGCCCCAGACCGCACUACACAGGCCACCGCCAGGGGAACUUCACCUCGCUACACCCUCACACUCUACUGGAGAUUCACCUCCUCUACCGGAGCACCGCCAAAUUCCGAAAGAAUUGACACACGAAUGAAUUUGUUGGGCGGGGGGUUCCCUGUGGGCUGGUACAACGCCCGACCAUGAUUUUGAUCCCGCCCAUCGUCGUGGCCGCGGGCCCGGUCGUGAAUCAACCACUGCGCUUCCCUUGUUGUGAUCCACGAUCCAUGCUUCCUCUCGCUGGAUGUCCAGACCACUCAUCAACCCAGGGGAUCCUUGCCAGGGUCCUGGGAAUCGAUCCAUACGACACAACAAUUCCGCUGCGCGCCGCAUGCAUGGGAGGCAAUCCGACGGCACCGGCCAUCAUCCGUACGCAUCACGGCUAGCCAAUCCAAGUGACUGGGCCGCGUACAACUCUGUCUGCGUGGUCGGGGAAAUGCGUGCGACCUUCCGUCUCUCGCACACCGACGUCCUUGUCGUCGUCAUCGCUGUCAUCGACGCCCGUUCUGCUGACGGCCAUCGUAACACAACCGACCCAGCUCAGCAGACAUACCCUCGGAUUGGCUGUAUCGGGGAAUUGCGGUGUGCUUCUCAUUCCAGAUCGGUGUGUGGGCUCAUGUGCAAAUGUGUGCCACCCCCGUCACCCCCGUCAAGCCGAUACGCUGCGUCGCCCAUUACCCCGCAACGUGAGCGAUCUAGUUUUCAUGAUCCCCCCCUCCCGACCGGAUCCACACUAGACUGAGAUUGAUGAGCAUUUUCCGUGCACACUCUCGUGCAAAUGCCGGGUUUCAACCUCAUAUCGAGUAUCAAUCCUCAGGCUCACCGACAGAAAGAAAAGACACCGGUCGGUAGGCAGGUAGACCUUGGAUGGAGGCGCCAAAAAAGAGGGCUGGCUGGCAGACUGUGUGG